This is a messenger RNA of Pistacia vera, 1410 nucleotides long. Its product is annotated as protein ENHANCED DISEASE RESISTANCE 2-like. Bases 128 to 1051 code for a protein of 307 amino acids. The transcript has a single exon. The record is from RefSeq and is a predicted model, not a curated record. NCBI's taxonomy places the organism in Eukaryota, Viridiplantae, Streptophyta, Magnoliopsida, Sapindales, Anacardiaceae.
UCUUCACUCCGAAACGGAGAGUCGUAGAGAGAAAUAUAACUUUUACGGAGAGAACUAAAAAGAAAAAGAAAGAAAGAGUAGAUUUAAAGAGAAAGAAUAGAAGAGUUUCUGUCACAAAAGAAUCACCAUGUGCCCUACAAAGCAAAAGCACCGGAUAUCAACCACCGAACACGCCGCUAAAUGUUCCUCCAACACAACUCCCGAUUGGAUCACCGAGACAAUCACCGGCGGAUCCCUUCGCCACGUCGACCUCCACACCGGAGUUAACGGCUGGGCUUCACCGCCCGGGGAAGUCUUCUCCCUUCGCUCCAAAAAUUACUUCUCCAAAAGACAAAAAUCACCUGCCGGUGAUUAUCUACUCUCUCCUGUCGGCAUGGACUGGCUCAGGUCCAGUACCAAACUGGAUAACGUACUCGCCCGCUCCGACAACCGUGUAUCACACGCGCUCAGAAAAGCGCAAUCUCUGGGUAAGUCAUUGAAGAGCUUCAUUUUCGCUGUCAAUCUUCAAGUUCCAGGCAAGGACCAACACAGCGCGGUAUUUUAUUUCGCUACCGAGGAUCCUAUCCCCUCCGGUUCGUUACUUAACCGGUUUAUUAACGGAGACGACGCGUUUAGGAACCAGCGGUUUAAGAUCGUAAACAGGAUCGUGAAAGGGCCGUGGAUCGUGAAAAAGGCGGUGGGAAAUUACAGUGCGUGUUUGUUAGGGAAAGCUCUGACGUGUAAUUACCAUAGAGGACACAACUAUCUGGAGAUUGACGUGGAUAUCGCUAGCUCGACGAUCGCCAAUGCGAUUUUGCAUCUAGCAUUGGGUUACGUGACGAGCGUUACUAUAGACAUGGGGUUUCUGGUGGAGGCGCAAGCAGAGGAUGAGUUGCCAGAGAGAUUAGUUGGUGCAGUUAGGGUUUGCCAGAUGGAAAUGUCUUCGGCAUUUGUAGUUGACGCGCCACAUGUUGUAACAAAUGCGCGUGGGUUGGGUCCAGCCAAGGUUAAUCAUCAUAAAUCCGGCGAAUUCGACGACGACGAUGGCGAAAAAAGGGAUGAAAAAUGUUGACAUAAUUUUUUCUUUAAUAAUUUUCUUGGGAAAUUUUCUAUUUUACGUUUAUUUCCGGAUUUUAAUGUGAUUCAGGCUCCCUUUUUUACGGGGAUGGAUGGUUGUAGAUAAUAAAAUGGUAACCAAGUAAACAACAAAUAACAAUCAGCAAUGUUGAAAAAACAUAACAAAAAUUUGUUUAAGGAAACAUUAAAUUCUGAAAUGUCUGUUAUUCUGUUCUUUGUUAUUGUGUUGGGUUGCGUAAUUGAUUAGUGCUGUGAGGAUGAGGAAGAGCCGAAAGAGAAGGGAAUGUGAAUCUUAAUGUCCUUUUAUAAUUUAUUAAUUUUUAUUUCUGUUUUCUCGAUGGGGACUGACAACUG